ACAGAAUUGCGUUAGUUUUUAAAACUAAAAUAUUGCAUUAUAUUCUAGAUGAUGGAUGACAGAUAUGAAGGAAAAUAUAACUUUUCUCGAAAAACAUGCAUACUUACUUCGGUGUGCUUUUGUUGGUCUCCCAUUGCUUUUAUUGUCCUCUUCGUACUGUUUUUAUUCUAUGGUGGACUAUUAGAAUCAUCAUUUAUGUGUAUUUCUGUGACUUGCAUAGAUGUUGCAAGCUAUUUGCUGCUUUCGAUGAAUAAAUCUAUUAAUCCAUGCGAGAAUUUCUAUUCCUAUGCUUGUGGAAAUUAUUUUAUAAAUAGAGAAUUCCAAAGAGGAAUUUCAAAUAAGAUUAUUGAACAACAGAAAACAGUCGAUGAUAAAUUAAUAGAUUUAUUUAACAAUAAUAUAAUUGAUCCAAUUGUACCAGUUUCUCGAAAAGCAUCAAGUUAUUAUAAGUUCUGCCUUCGAUCGGAUGAAAGAAAUGAGACAAAUUACACGAAUUAUUUAAUUAAUAAUCUUGGAAAUAUGCCAUGUCUUAAAAAUUGGAAGAAAACUGGAUUUUUAUUCCAUAGUGUUUCAUUAGCCACUAGAUUAUCUAAACAUGGACUCUUUGAAUUCGGAGUGACUUUAAACGAAAAACUAAAACAGGAAACAUUAUGAUGAUUAAACGUGUACCGAUCGAUGAUGUAAUAAACAAUACAAUAUCAUCUUUGGCAUCGAAAUGUAGUGAAGAACUGGGUAUAUUUGAAAUUAAGAAGUUAAAAAUGCUCGAUAAAGCCGUUAAUUUUGAAAACGAAAGACAUCCUUAUGAUUUAUUAGAAGUGAUUACGGUUAAAGAAUUCAGCGAACGAACUGGAUUUAAUGAAUGGAUUGAAUUUAUUAAAAUUGUAAUGAAAGAUGUUCUUAGAACUGUUACAGAGAAUGAUUUGAUAGCAGUAUACAACAUAAAUUACUUUAUAAAUCUUUUUAAUGUUAUUAAAAAUGAAAAUAUUGAUGAAAGAACAAUUGCAAAUUAUGUAGUAUAUCAAGCAAUUACUUAUUUUAAUAAUUAUAUGGAUAAGUAUGGUCUUAAUAAAAAGUAUUCGACAGCUAAUAAAUGCAUUUCUCUUCUGAAAGAUCUGAUGCCUUUAUACAUAGAUCAUUUAUAUAUUUAUAAAAUUGAAAAU
Messenger RNA from Centruroides sculpturatus (bark scorpion), 1160 nucleotides. RefSeq names its product neprilysin-21-like. The record is from RefSeq and is a predicted model, not a curated record. Gene Ontology annotation, molecular function: metalloendopeptidase activity. NCBI's taxonomy places the organism in Eukaryota, Metazoa, Arthropoda, Arachnida, Scorpiones, Buthidae. Gene Ontology annotation, cellular component: plasma membrane. Gene Ontology annotation, biological process: protein processing. Bases 49 to 654 code for a protein of 201 amino acids. The transcript has 10 exons.